Dendrobium catenatum is the source of this 1103-nucleotide messenger RNA. RefSeq names its product putative exosome complex component rrp40. The record is from RefSeq and is a predicted model, not a curated record. Lineage: Eukaryota; Viridiplantae; Streptophyta; Magnoliopsida; Asparagales; Orchidaceae. The coding region runs from base 108 to 836 and encodes 242 amino acids. The transcript is spliced from 9 exons. Gene Ontology annotation, cellular component: nuclear exosome (RNase complex); cytoplasmic exosome (RNase complex). Gene Ontology annotation, biological process: poly(A)-dependent snoRNA 3'-end processing; nuclear polyadenylation-dependent rRNA catabolic process; U4 snRNA 3'-end processing. Gene Ontology annotation, molecular function: RNA binding.
AAAUAAUUGAGGAUUUAUGAUUUUCGUCCAUUAUACUUCCUUUAUGAUAGGCAUCUACGCUCGCUUCAGCUGAAUCUAGUCCGUGAAGAGAACCCCUAAACCCUAGAAUGGAAGUAGAAACCUCGAGUUCUUCGACGGCAAGCCUCGUUGACAAAGCCGUUGUUCCUGGUGACAUUGUUUUGGACCUUACGAGCAUGUCUGAUCAGACAAUCAGGCUGGGAGCGGGGUUGCGCCAGUACUCUGACGUGCUAUCAGUGGUGAAGGCUGGGAAGCUUAAGUUCAAAAAGCCAAACAAGUACUGGGUAGAAAGCUCGCAAAAGAGAUAUGCUCCCUCUGUAGAAGAUACAGUUCUUGGUAUUGUUGUAGAUGCCAGAGCAGAUAACUUUCUAGUAGACAUAAAAGGCCCUACAUUAGCUUUUUUGCCUGUACUUGCAUUUGAAGGAGGGACACGGAGAAAUAUACCAAAAUUUGAGAUAGGCACCUUGCUCUAUGUUCGUGUUGUUAAAGCUAACUCCUGUAUGAAUCCGGAGUUAUCAUGCACUGAUGCUAGUGGGAAAGCUGCAGAAUUUGGUUCUCUGAAAGAGGGGUAUAUGUUUGACACAUCAACAGGAUUGGCAAGGAUGCUAUUAAGCUCUCCAACAUGUCCUAUUCUUGAAGCCCUUGGAAGGAAGCUUUCUUAUGAGAUAGCCGUUGGAUUGAAUGGCCGCGUAUGGGUGAAUGCAUCCUCUCCAUCUACUGUGAUUCUUGUAUCAAAUGCAAUAAUGAGAUCUGAAUUUUUGAGUGAUGUGCAGCAAAAAAUUUUAGUGGAGAAAUUGAUGCAGAGAGUGCAAGGAUGACAAAUCUGUAGAAUCGAUAGACUAUUAAGGAUGACAAAUCUGUAGAAUCGAUAGACUAUUCUCCUGGAACGGUUUCUGCCUUUUUCCAUGUCUUUAUUUUCUAACAUUUUUUUAGAUGUUUAAGGGAAAACAACGUCGAGAAUAAUUUUCUUUGUUUUUAACUGUACUUUGUACGAACUGUUGUUCAGUGCAGCAGAAUAGUUUUCAAUUAUUUUAAGCAAUUAUAGAUUUCAAAAAUUGCUUUUCUGGAUGUAUACUUUUAUUAUA